Penicillium arizonense is the source of this 1434-nucleotide messenger RNA. RefSeq names its product MFS transporter-like protein. NCBI's taxonomy places the organism in Eukaryota, Fungi, Ascomycota, Eurotiomycetes, Eurotiales, Aspergillaceae. Gene Ontology annotation, biological process: transmembrane transport. The transcript has 3 exons. Gene Ontology annotation, cellular component: membrane. The coding region runs from base 1 to 1434 and encodes 477 amino acids. Gene Ontology annotation, molecular function: transmembrane transporter activity. The record is from RefSeq and is a predicted model, not a curated record.
AUGCGGGAAACAAAUCAGAACUCGGAUUCUACGACGCCUCUGUUAUCAGCAUCACAACAUCUGAGCUACACUACUUGCCAGACAACCGGAGCAAGCCUGAAUCACACCGUCGAGGAUGGCAUCUAUACUUUGGAGCGUCAGCCUGAGAAGUGGAAUGAGCCUCGAACCAAUUUCUGGCGCGUUCUGGCUACCUUCUACAGCUUUAUCGUGGUCGGAGCAAAUGAUGGCGUCUAUGGGGCAAUGAUCCAUUAUUUGGGCAAAUACUACAAUGCAGACUACAAGACCGUGUCAAUGGUGUUCCUUUCCCCAUUCAUAGGCUAUGCGGCUGCUGCAUUUGGAAAUAGUUGGAUCCACGAGCGAUUCGGACAACGCGGCAUUGCACUUCUAGGCACUGGAAUGCACAUAAUAGCAUACCUCGCUGCCACUCAACAUCCACCAUACCCUGCCCUUAUCGCUAUAUUCGUCUUAUCCGGCCUAGGAAACGGAAUCGUCGAUGCGUCAUGGAACGCGUGGAUUGGUGCUAUGGACAGUAGCAGUCAGUUAAUGGGGAUUCUCCAUGCGUUCUAUGGUCUGGGGGCCGCUCUGGCGCCGUUGACUGCCACUUAUCUCAUCACCAACAGAGAUUGGAAGUGGUACGAAUUUUACUACCUGAUGGCCGUCGCAGCUGGGGUAGAAUUCGUGACUUCGGUUGCAGCGUUCUGGUCAGCGAGAGGGUCACUAUCCCAGGCCCAAGAUCCGGAUUCUCGUGGAGACGACAACAUGUCGCCCGGCACCCCAGACUCUCUCAACGUUAACGCACCGCCAAAGCAUCCGACCCUAGAGUCGUUGAGAAUGUCCUCAACAUGGAUCAUAAGUCUCUUCCUCUUAGUGUACGUCGGAGUCGAAGUCACUAUCGGUGGAUGGGUUUUCACCUUCCUGGUCGACCUCCGGAAUACACCACCGUCCGUGGCAGGCGUAGUAACAUUCACCUACUGGGCAGGGCUAACCGUUGGCCGUGUAUGCCUUGGCUUCCUUACGCCAUAUUUCAAGAGGCAGCGACUCGCAGUUCUUGCCUACUUAGGGGCAUGUAUCAUCUUACAUCUUACAUUUUGCGUCGUCGACGACCUCCUCUUGUCGGCCAUCACCGUGACCCUCAUUGGGUUUUUCCUUGGCCCUCUUUACCCCGAAGCUGUUAUUGCUCAGGCGAAGCUUUUGCCAAGAUAUCUCCAUGUCGCAGCUGUUGGUUUUGCCUGCGCGUUGGGAAGCGCUGGUGGGUGCGUUUUUCCCUUUAUCACUGGAGCGACUGCAGAAAUCUACGGGAUCAAGGUCCUUCAGCCCGCCGUGCUUGCAAUGCUAUUCCUUUGUCUAGCUUUAUGGCUUGCACUUCCAGCACGGCGCCCAGGUGCCCGGCAACCGGCUUUUUCGGUUUCAUCAACCCCUUCUGUAUUAUUCUAA